AUGAGUUCACAAGACUACGCGCUUGAUUAUGACGAUGCAAAUGUGUUGAGGAGACUUACGCUGGACGACGAUAGCAAUCUCAGGAUCUACAGCUUCGGCCCGAAGAACAAGAGUGGCUCCUGGAGCAUCGUCUGGCAAGCCGUCAUGCACGAGUGCGACGUCUUUGGAACAUGUGGACCUUUCGCUCUCUGCACCUACAGGCCCACAAAAACUUGCAGCUGUCCUCCUGGAUUUCACCGAGUUGAUCCAAACGACGAAUCGAAGGGAUGUGACUACAACAUACCUCUGGGAGGUUGUCAAAACUCCUCGAACUCGGUGAAGCUCGUCCAGGUGAAUCGAGCAGACUACUACUUCAACGAUUACAACUUCGACUCGACCAUCAAGUCGCUCGAGAAGUGCAAGGACACCUGCAUGCAAGACUGUAAGUGCCUGGCAGCCGCUUACAAGUACGACGGCACGGGCUUGUGCUUCCUCAAAGGCAGCUCCAACAAGCUCUACAACGGUAAGCAGACCUUAAACGAGAUCAACAUGGUGUUUAUGAAGUUGUCGAGCCUGGACACAUCUGCAGCCGACGACCAGCACGAUCCCUUCCUCGCGGAUGCAAACGCCACAGUGAGUGACCAAGUCAUGCCAAAGAUAAACAAACGGACAGUCUACCUCUCGCGGCACCUCCACUCCAUCAUUCUGUCCGUGGCCAUCGUCGAGCUCGGGCUGUUUGCCACUGGAGCCGCGGUCGUGGCGGCUGUGUGGAAGAAAAUCUCCGGCAAGAAAUGGGAGGAGAUGACGGCAGAGAUCGAGGGGCUCCCGACCAAGUUCACGUAUCGCCAGCUCCAGGAUGCUACGGAAAACUUCUGCAACGAGUUAGGCUCGGGAGGAUUCGGGAGCGUGUAUAGAGGAAACAUACCGGAGAAAGGUGGUAUUGUGGCCGUGAAGAAGAUCACCACCGUGAACCAGGCCGAGAAGCAAUUCAAAGCCGAGGUGAGCACGAUUGGAAGAGUACACCACGUCAACUUGGUCCGCCUCCUCGGCUACUGCGCUUAUGGAAACCGCCACCUCCUCGUCUACUAG
Messenger RNA from Selaginella moellendorffii, 1068 nucleotides. RefSeq names its product G-type lectin S-receptor-like serine/threonine-protein kinase At1g34300. Gene Ontology annotation, molecular function: protein kinase activity; ATP binding. NCBI's taxonomy places the organism in Eukaryota, Viridiplantae, Streptophyta, Lycopodiopsida, Selaginellales, Selaginellaceae. Bases 1 to 1068 code for a protein of 355 amino acids. The transcript has a single exon. Gene Ontology annotation, biological process: protein phosphorylation; recognition of pollen. The record is from RefSeq and is a predicted model, not a curated record.